AUGGCAUCAUCAUCAUCAACCCACCAAAAACAAUUCUUCACUUUCUCAACCCUCUUGUUUUUCUUCACAAUUCUUCACUUUCCGGUAAGUUCCUCCGCUCAGGACUGCCCGUAUCCGUGUUACCCGCCGCCUACCGGUCCCGGAAACACCAACCAGCCGGUAACGACCACGCCACCAGCGCCACCGGCCGGAGGAGCAGCAGGAGGAGCGACGUAUUCUCCUCCGGCUUUCUACGGCCCGCCGGCUGGAGUUGUUCCGGUUUAUACUCCGCCAUCUGGGGAUGGUUUUUCAUCAGUUACAAAUUAUGAUCAGAAAUUAAUGUUGACGAUGAAAGGCAUGAAAACGACGUUGAUGGUCUCAAUUUCUUGA
Oldenlandia corymbosa var. corymbosa is the source of this 369-nucleotide messenger RNA. Lineage: Eukaryota; Viridiplantae; Streptophyta; Magnoliopsida; Gentianales; Rubiaceae. The record is from the annotation of a GenBank genome assembly.